Molecule: messenger RNA, 2968 nt
Organism: Prionailurus viverrinus (fishing cat)
Lineage: Eukaryota; Metazoa; Chordata; Mammalia; Carnivora; Felidae
Gene: PTPN6
Product: protein tyrosine phosphatase non-receptor type 6
Exons: 12
Coding region: 287-1942 (551 amino acids)
Biological process (GO): protein dephosphorylation
Molecular function (GO): protein tyrosine phosphatase activity
Source: RefSeq, a predicted model, not a curated record
CCAGGACGACGGCCCUGGACUACCCAGCGGGGCUGGAGGUAGAGUCCGGCCUCUGUGGGCAGUCUGAGGCCAGCCCCGCCCACCUGUCCCUUUUUCAGGGAUCACUAGUCAGGGGGCUCGUCGUUGUCGCUGUGGUGCCAUUGGCCUGGAGGGCUGCAUCAAGGAGGAAGUAGCUGAGUUCCCAGUGUUCUUCCUCACCUGUUUGGGCUACUGUGCACAGCUGCGCCCAGGCUCGGCCCCACCCCUUGUGGCCCUCUGCCUGUGACUCCCCCAUCCCUCUGGGGAGAUGCUGUCCGGUGGGUGGUUUCACCGAGACCUCAGUGGGCUGGAUGCAGAGACGCUGCUCAAGGGCCGCGGGGUCCAUGGGAGCUUCUUGGCUCGGCCCAGUCGCAAGAACCAGGGCGACUUCUCCCUCUCCGUCAGGGUCGGGGAUCAGGUGACCCACAUUCGGAUCCAGAACUCGGGAGAUUUCUAUGACCUGUAUGGAGGGGAGAAGUUUGCGACACUGACGGAGCUGGUGGAGUACUACACACAGCAGCAGGGUGUCCUGCAGGACCGGGAUGGCACCAUCAUCCACCUCAAGUACCCGCUGAACUGCUCCGACCCCACCAGCGAGAGGUGGUACCACGGUCACAUGUCUGGGGGGCAGGCAGAGACACUGCUGCAGGCCAAGGGUGAGCCCUGGACGUUUCUCGUGCGUGAGAGUCUCAGCCAGCCUGGAGAUUUUGUGCUGUCCGUGCUCAGCGACCAGCCCAAGGCUGGCCCAGGCUCCCCACUCAGAGUCACUCAUAUCAAGGUCAUGUGUGAGGGUGGACGCUACACGGUGGGUGGCUCAGAGACCUUUGACAGCCUCACAGACCUGGUGGAGCAUUUCAAGAAGACGGGGAUUGAGGAGGCCUCGGGUGCCUUCGUCUACCUGCGGCAGCCGUACUAUGCCACUCGGGUGAACGCAGCUGACAUUGAGAAUCGGGUGUUGGAACUCAACAAGAAGCAGGAGUCGGAGGAGACAGCCAAAGCCGGCUUUUGGGAGGAGUUUGAGAGUCUGCAGAAGCAGGAGGUAAAGAACUUGCACCAGCGGCUGGAAGGCCAGAGACCAGAGAACAAGAGCAAGAACCGUUACAAGAACAUUCUUCCGUUCGACCACACCCGAGUGAUCCUGCAGGGACGUGACAGCAACAUCCCUGGGUCCGACUAUAUCAAUGCCAACUACGUCAAGAACCAGCUGCUAAGCCCCGAUGAGAACGCUAAGACCUACAUCGCCAGCCAGGGCUGCCUGGAGGCCACAGUCAACGACUUCUGGCAGAUGGCAUGGCAGGAGAACACCCGUGUCAUUGUCAUGACCACCCGAGAGGUGGAGAAAGGCCGGAACAAAUGUGUGCCAUAUUGGCCAGAGGUGGGCACUCAGCGCGCUUAUGGACCGUACACAGUAACCAAUUGCAGGGAGCACGACACAGCUGAGUACAAACUCCGUACCUUGCAGGUCUCCCCACUGGACAAUGGGGACCUGGUUCGGGAGAUCUGGCACUAUCAGUACCUGAGCUGGCCUGACCAUGGCGUCCCCAGCGAGCCUGGGGGUGUCCUCAGCUUCCUGGAUCAGAUCAACCAGCGGCAGGAGAGUCUGCCUCACGCGGGACCCAUCAUUGUGCACUGCAGAGACUUCGAGACUUCCCUGGAUGUACCGUCUCAUCCAGCCCUGCCACAUACAGAUGAGAAAACAGGCCCAGCGGCUUGCCAGCUGGUCUGCGAGAGAGCCUGCACGGACACUCACAAUAGACCUCGGUCCUGGUCAUGUUGUUUCCUCACACGGGCUUACUCAGCGUAUAUAUUUUCUCGGCCCCAAGCAUCUCCCAUCUGGGGGCAGUGUGGCUCCCUACGUUUUCUCAUUUUCCCCUCUGUAGCCCCCGGGGCCCUUAGCCUUCUCUGCUGCUCCCUUCCCAGCUAGUGACCCCAGCUUGGCCUCCAGGGUUGCGUGGCGACGGGUGGUAUCUCUUCCAGAGGGGCCCACGCAUCACUAGCUCCACUGCAGAACCUCAUGACUAGGAGCCCCUGUUCCUGCUAAACGGGGAGGUGGGGGGUCAGCAAGGAGGAGGUGGGGGGUGGGGGCCCAACAGGCCUGAAGGGCAGAGUCCUGUAGAUGGGCCUACCCAGCCCGCCUGGCCUGGGUGCAUGGGAGGCAGUGGGUGCAGGUUCCUGGACAGAGACCGUAGUUUUAAAUUUCAGUUCUGCUACUCACCGGCUGUGUGAUCGUGGACAAAUUGCUUGGUUACUCUGACCCGCAGAUUCGUCUUCUGCAAAUUCAGGAUCUCCUAUGGUUGCUCUGAGGGUGAAAUAAGACCCCGUCACUGUGUCGGGAAUACAGUGAAUCCCUGAAGAAAUGGGAGCUGUGAAUGGUUUAAUAACUCACAGCAGGAAGAGAAUGGGGAAACGGGAGCCUGCUUUUUCUGCUUCCCUACCCACUCCCUCCAAGUGACCCCAGGCUGCGAGGGCCUCACACUUCUUCCUUCUUCCCACCAGCAACUGCUUGUCCUGGGGCAGGGCUGGGUGGGCUGAAACUGGGGGUACCCCCCACGUGCCAUCUAAGGGACUCUGCUCUGCCUCCAGGGGCAGGCCCAUCGCCCACAACGACCCUCCUGCUACCCCCCCUUCCACUUCUUGAAAUCCCCAUGGCCUUUAUUUAGAUGCUACAGGAAGGAAGUGGGUAAGGGGGGGGUUAUUUUUGACAAUCUGGGUUUGAAAUUAGACAGUGCAACUCAGGUCACCAGCCUGAUGGGCCCAGCAAAGGGGGUGGGACUGCAGUCUCCGAGGGGUCCUGAGGUUCCCCGGGGCUGUUUCCCCAAGGGUGGUGGCACAGGGCGGGGAAGGGGACAGCCCUUACUGCGUGGCUCCCCCACCUCUCCACAGCUCCUGACCCCAGUGCCCUUUGUGCCCUGCUGUCUCUAGGACUGCCCUUUCCCUGCCGUCAGGGUCU